AUGGCUGAUUCACCGGCUAACCCAGCGGCCGCGGCCUCUCCCCCCAACGUGACGGCUUCGUCCAACGUGGAAGCGCCUGACGAGCCUGUCGCACCCGCCAAUCUUGAAGCUGACGAUACUGAAAACCUCGCCGAGACGGCGUCCAAUAUUGAUGAUCGGAUCUCAUCGUACACUGCUUCCCUGUCCUCAAGCGUGCUUGACUACCCCACGGAAAAUGGUCGACGUUACCAUGCCUUUCGAGCAGGCUCAUACCUUGGACCAAAUGAUGAAACCGAAAUGGAUCGACUUGACUUCAACCACAUGCUCAUCAUGAAGGCGAUCGGUGGAAAACACUUCUUGGCCCCAGUCCCGCAGGAAGAGACGCAGAGAAUCCUUGACAUUGGCACUGGAACUGGUAUCUGGGCUGUUGAGGUGUCUGACCUGUUUUCCAACGCCGAGGUUUUGGGAAAUGAUUUCAGUGCUAUUCAGCCACCUUGGGUGCCGCCUAAUGUCAAGUUCGAAAUCGAUGAUGUUGAGAGUGAGUGGGUAUAUGACCACAAAUUUGACUUCAUCUUCUCCCGAUACAUGGCUGCAUCCAUUAAAGACUGGCCGAAGCUGGUGAGAAACAUUCACGAGCACCUCAACCCCAACGGCUGGGCUGAGUUUCAGGACUACGACAUCGCUUUCCGCAGCGAUGAUGGUACUCUGACAGAAGAGCACCACACAAACAAGUGGUGCAAUACAUUGAUUGAUGCCUGUAACAAGAUCGGUCACGACCCGAACCCUGGACCCAAGUUGGAACGCUGGGUUAAGGAUGCCGGCUUCAUCAACGUUGUUCACCAGAGCUUCCCCAUCCCCUUGGGACCGUGGCCUAAGGACCCUCAUUACAAGGAUGUCGGUAUGACGAACCUGAUCCAUUACGUAGAGGGUCUCGAGGCCUUCAGUUUGAGAGCCUUCUGUGCCAUCAUGGGAUGGACAAAAGAGGAGACCCUGGUGCAUCUUGCCCAUGUGCGCAGAGAGAUGAAGAAGGGGGACUUCCAUGCCUACAUUACAAUCCACGUUGUGUAUGGUCAGAAGGCAGAACCCAGCACUGAUAAUGAGGAGGAUUGA
This is a messenger RNA of Colletotrichum siamense, 1089 nucleotides long. RefSeq names its product Secondary metabolism regulator LAE1. The transcript has 10 exons. Bases 1 to 1089 code for a protein of 362 amino acids. Gene Ontology annotation, molecular function: methyltransferase activity. Lineage: Eukaryota; Fungi; Ascomycota; Sordariomycetes; Glomerellales; Glomerellaceae. The record is from RefSeq and is a predicted model, not a curated record.